AUGUCCAGUGUCCGGAAUGAUCGCUAUAUUCAGCUCUGGCAGCUAUGGGUGGAUAAUCCAUACAGGACUCUUCGGGAGAAGCUGGACUUGAUUGAAGUUGUCGACUUUAUAUGGGGAUAUUUAGGGCGUAAUAUCUUCAAAGGGAGAUUCGGCGACUUGUCUGACUGGGUUUCAUGGGCUGAACUACAGCAAUUUACUGCAACAGAGACUCCUGAUUCUGCAUGGGCUCUCUUCAUUGCUCGGGUCUUUCAAGAACUACGGCCACCACAUAUAAUCGAGCUUCUACUAUCGGCUUGGGACUCUGACAGAGUAUGGGGAAUUGAUCGAUCAGCUUACCUGCGCCAACUAGGCUUUCUGGUAGAGCCUGAAAGUGUGGAAGAAGACGAUGAUGGUCAUACACCAGACACACAAUUCUCGUUGAAUGCCUUGGAUGAAGAUGUAAUCAACAGUUUUAUUGAUAUGGUUGGCAGUGAGGAUUCUGACAUAUGCGAGAAGCAGUGGGGUACCUAUGAAGACACCCAGUGGCAAACUGACAUGAAGGGGGGUGUACUUUCUUGUGAACUGACAUCACAGCAGCUCUUUGAAGUCAUCAUGUUGUCUAAUGGAUUAUCAGGCAGAACUUGA
Aspergillus luchuensis is the source of this 624-nucleotide messenger RNA. RefSeq lists its product as uncharacterized. NCBI's taxonomy places the organism in Eukaryota, Fungi, Ascomycota, Eurotiomycetes, Eurotiales, Aspergillaceae. The transcript has a single exon. The coding region runs from base 1 to 624 and encodes 207 amino acids. The record is from RefSeq and is a predicted model, not a curated record.